Molecule: messenger RNA, 6517 nt
Organism: Notodromas monacha
Lineage: Eukaryota; Metazoa; Arthropoda; Ostracoda; Podocopida; Cyprididae
Source: the annotation of a GenBank genome assembly
GCAGAUUCUGGUGGGAUCUUGUAUAUAAUGUGGCGCAUGCUUAUUCCACCGAAGAACUUGUUAAGAACAUGAUUGGGUCGUUCAAAUACAUCGGCUAUGGCUUUGGAAACAGUGAAACCACUCCCAGUUAAUUCGCGUGUUGCUGCUACAAAAACUGCGAUUUCCACUGGUGUUGAGGGCGUCCUCGGAACGCCUUCCAUAAUUGGACCGGGUACCCCACCUGCAUCUCCAGAUUUUUGUCAUGAGGCGAGCAGGGCAGCCAAUGAUUCAACUAACAACAUUGUGGAAGAUGGGAUCGACGCAUCCGAUGAGCCUUUUGUCUCGGAAAAAGAUGACGAUUUGGAAGAAAUGAGUGCAUCAGAAGUACCAACCGCGCUGUCUUCAUCACCUCCAACAAAUGACGCUCCGUUGACGCGGCGAGAUUCGAUUGGAGCUUCUUCACACCCGAGUAAGCCACCAUUUGAAAAUCAUGCGUCGAAUCUCCUCGAAUCGUUGCCGAUUUGUGAUGGAUCUCUGUCGCAUAAUAAUGACCGUCAUGAACCUCGAAGAUUCGUGGAGAUGGAUUUGCAUCAGGGAUCUCCCGAGUUCGGAGUAUGUUCCUCACCAACUAACGAAAAGCUCAAGGUUCUUGAAAUGGAAUCUGCUGCUAUUUUACCCACGUUUGUAGGAUCUGCAGAGUUUAGGGGAGAACUCUCUAAAUCUUAUCAGAAUGUUGAGAUGGUUCUUGAUGAAAGAGAAAACUCCGCCGUGACCUCGUUCAGUGUAUCCGAAAGCAGCUGUCACAGCUUGGUGGAAAUGAUGCCAUUGCAGAAUUUCCUGAAUGUGAACGAUGACAGCCGAGACGACAGUUUCACACAGCUAGAAUGUGAUGCAUCCUGCAGCACUGAGCGUGUCGACCAACAAGAUGACGGAUCUAGUGAAGAGUCGACGUGUCUGAACUCCCCGCUCAAAUCGGUGUUGAUCAACAGGGAUUUAGAAGUUUGGAACUCGCUGGAAUCUGAUUCUAGCCAUAUCCCAUUUCCCGAGUCGAAGUUGCUGUCCACAAAUGAAGGCUAUCAAAGUUUUGGAGAUUCUCAAGAUAACACGCGUCCUCCAGAAACCUCCUGUACUAUUCAAAGUACAGAUGUGCGUCCAGAGCCCUCCUCGAUAAAGCAUGUACGAACUAACCCAAGGAGUGGAACGCGUUCCAAGGAAGACACGUCACCACGCAGCAAAGUUUUGGAUGCUUCAAAUCACAAGAAAGAGCAGUUGAAAUAUCAUGAGCCAAGGGAUAUUAGUGAGAAGGACAUAGAAGAGUGCAUUGAUCUUGUUGCCCAAGGAAAAGCGCAGGCUUAUUCAAAGUUGGAGCAACGUCUCGAAGCUAUGAUACAAAGACUAAGGCAAGAAUGUCUGAGGAAGAAUUAUAUUAAAGCUGGAAGUAUUUUUCUGAGAGACGUGUCGAACAUGACUCUCGUGGAGGAGGACGAAUUUCUAAGUCGUCCAAAACAUCACGGAAAAGAGGAGUCUAAACACAUCGUCAAGAAUAAUCCUUCUGUCUAUCAAAGGACUGGAAAAUCGGAAAAAAUUUCAUUCAAGCGCGGCUCUUCGUCGAAGGUGAAGAACGAAAGCCGUGGAAGUCUUGAGAAAUCGAUAAACGAUGACUCCCAAGCGGACAGAACAUCCAAGGUUGUCAGUGACGUCAAAGCAUCUGCACCGAUGUCGGAGAAACCAAAGAAGAAACGAAGAAAAGCCCCGCCCCUCGUCAUUGAUGGUGUAGUUGUGAAAAGAAAACCCGGCAGACCUCGGAUCCACCCGGUGCCCGAGUUUAAACGCAGACCAGGUAGACCGAAGAAGAAUUCUUUAGAAGAUGAGGUGAUUCCAAAUCCAGACUUUAGGCGCCCUGCAUCUGAAAUCAAAUCGUCAGUCCAGAUCAGUCCAGUGUACAAGAAGGAAUCAAGAGUUUUUCAGAAAACUGAAACACGUGUUGAGAACAUUGCUUCGUUCUCGGGAACUUCGAAUGCCCCUACCAUGGUUGAUCCAGGUUUAUCCAAAGGGCUCUACGACUGUGUUGUGACAGCUGGGAUAUCGUCAAACUCGCCAAAGCCAGCUGGACAAGAAUCAGACGAUUCGCUCGAUGGACUUGUGGAUGAUACACCCUUAUUGGAGCGACUAAAGAAGAAGGCAGGGAGUAAUAUAUCGUCAUCUCUAGAUCUCGGAAAAAUUCCGGAAACCGGUGAGGGUGAUCCUAACUCGCCCACAAAAUCUGCGAUUUCGGAAGAACAUUCAUCAUCAAAAAGAGCCACUCUUGCGCCACUUUCGACUUCUGAGAAACGGUUGAAGUCUCCCCCGAGAGCAUCGACGUCACGAAAAGUCUCUUCAGACCAGUCAAAAAUAACAUCUGUGAAGAAUGGAAAUCUAUCGAAAUCGCCGAAGCAGACAACCGCUAUCUCAAGUACGUCGUCGAAGGAGCCGCCAGCUUUUCGCGCUACCUCAAAACAAAAUCCUAUGCCAAAGAUGUCCGAUUCACAUAAAAAGCGCAAUGGCGAGGAUGCGUUGAUGGCCGAUGGAAAAAAUGCUCAAUCUCAACGAAAAAAGGAAACGCGCCGUGUCUCUGACAAAACUGCAUCAAAAACUCCCGAAACAGAAAUUGUACGAGAUGACUCCCCUGAUCUUGGAUCUUCGCAGUGUGCUGGUGAUAAUCCGAAAAAAAUGAGCAAGGAUGGAAGACGUAGGAGGUCAAAAGGAAGAUCCGUCCGAGAAUGUUCAAACGAUCGAAGUCCGUCACCUCAUUCGCGGUCCAGGAGACCUAUGCGGAAACGUCGUCGUCCAUCAUCGCGGUAUCGAGAUUCUGAAUCGGACGAGGCGUCGGUCUCUGACAGUGGUAGGUCUGAAAUUUCUGAAGACUGCAGUACAGACGAUGAAGGAUACACGAGGGCCUCUCGGUAUUCUCGAACACGAGCCAAAUGGAGAAGAAUAUCUGAAAAUCGUUUGGAAGAGCUUCUUGACAGCGCAUCGGUGGAAGAAUUGAAAGAAAUAAUUGUAACUAAGCUGUUCGAGAGCGAUUAUUCGUGUCCGCGGCGGCGUCGCAAAUUGAUUCGCCAUCGGCAUGAUUCUCCGCCUCAUCGCGAUCAAUGGAGCUAUGAGCAUCAAAGUUAUCGACCAGUACUCCUGGACGAACGUGCCCGACGUCCAAGAGAGAGGGCAGUUGCUUCCGGGAAUCCGCUUUACCGAGUACCUCUAGUCAUGAUCGAUUCAGAUAAUGAACAAGGCGAUAUAUCGUCACCACAGGAGAGAGUUCGCAAUGGAAGCUCCCUCUCCCGAACGUCUCCUGAGCUCGGUGUUCGGAGAAGCAUUCCUGCGUUGCCCCCGAGUGCUUCGGUGUCCAACUCUUUGUACCGGAACUCGCCUCAGUUCGCUAGUGAUUCACGUCCUCCGCCGAGGUUCACUCACGAUCGGGUGUCUGUGCCUCUUGACAGCCGUAUUCGACCGCCGGUAUAUAUUGACGACUGGGCUUGUGAUGAUCGACGAAACUACAAUUCUCCCUUAAGAGUUGGAGACUAUCCUUCUCCAAGUCGUGAAGAGUUGUAUCAUCGCUUCGACAGCCCAGAUAUGUCGGAAAGAUCAAGAAUUUCCCAUUACAGAAGUCCAGUCCCACGUUCACCGUACCGAGGCAUCAGUCGAACGAUGCGCGAAAUUUCUCCUUCCUUCGAAGAACGCACUAACGAGCGACAAGGUAUUUCUCGCGGUGAUCGACGAAGAAACAUCAGCGGAGAGUCUGCUUAUUCGUCACGGGUUUCUGCAUCAACUACGGGUAAUGCGUGCACUUCAUCCGGAACAUUCAAGCGCCCUGCUGGUCGGGAUCGAUUACGGACGACGAGUCGUACAUGUGAACAGUUUGCUGAAGGAGCCGGGUGGCAAAGGCCCGGAUUAUCUGCGCAGGUAUCCCGUCCGCAGCGUAUUAAUGCUCGUGAAUCGAAGGGGAGAGAACGCUCAAGCUGGACUGAGGUGUCAGAGGAUAAUUUCGUCUCGGAAUCUGAUGCUGAGACUGUGUUUUCUGUGGCAUCGGCGAAUCCGUUGCUCAUCAAUCUGCCGCGAUCGGAUGUUCCGACUGAAGAUAGAGUGAAUGACUUUUCGAUACCGGAGUAUCCGGUUGCGAGUGUAGAAAGAGAGAACGUCAAAUUGAUGAACGGCCGCUUCAAGCGGUUAUUCCCUGGGAAUGUUGAGCAAAAGUCGCAGAAGACCGUUGACAAAUUCCGUGCUAAUAUGCGUCUUCAGAAACGUACGAAAGCCAGCAUGAAUCGCUUAUUCAACGCACAAGAAUCUGCCAUGAUACCCGAUGAGGACGAGCCGGAAGAUCGAUUCGUCAGAGAUUCGGACAUUGACAGUGAUUGUAGCGCAGUUCCGAAUUCAUACCUUGGAAGUCGUCAGCCGGAAAGGAUCACUUGAACUUCAAGGAGAUCUUGAAGAUUUCUGUCUAGGUCAGUAAGUUGCUCUGUUUGGUGCGUUUGUUGAAAUUUUAACUCAAUUUAUUGCGCCGGACUUAUAAUCUUUUUGUAUAUUUUUUGCGUAAUGGCCUGUCAUAACGGUAAAAUAAAGUAUUGUUUUGUUAGUACUGUACUAUACUCGUGGAUACUGUUGCACGCCAGACAGAAAGCUGAGAAGAAAGGCCUGAUCAUUUUUUUUAUGCCGGGGUUUGUUCUGGCCCGAUUUUCAUUGUUUCAGUUGUUUUUAUUCGUUAAUUUUCAAACUUUAUUCAAGUCUCCGGGGAAACGGGAGUUCCUGUUCGGGAGAAUUUUUUCUCUUGAGGGUGUCUGCUAGCUGGACUAUAAUUCUGAAAAUUUUCCAAUUUUAUUUCAAAGCAUGGAAGUUUACUAUUGAUGAGCAUUCAAUAUGAAUGUUUCAUAUGCCUAAUUCCACUGCAUUAAAAUUAUGCGCAAUUAUUAUUGAGCUUUUACUUUUUCAGCUUGAAUAUCGGCUAGCAGUUUGAUCGAAACGUUUUUAGUGGUUUCUUCUUCUUUUUUAAGUUGAUGGGUGAUCGAUUUCUUUUUGGGUCAAGUGAGUUGAGAGACUUCUCGAAAUUCAUUCUCUGAAUCUUCCGACUUACGCGCAGUUUUUCAUACUGAAAAUACUGUGCGGAAGGCUGGUACCAUUGGAAGUAUUUCAAUUGCUUUCCUCAAUUUUUUCUAAGGCUAAUUAGAAGCAAAUGUUCUGUACCUCGAAGGUUUUCGACUGAUUUCGUCGGAGUUGGAACUCGUGGAGUAUUUCAAGUUCGUGACGGUCGUCCGGAUGGAAUAAGCUAAAUGCCCUGUUAAUCGUCUGAGUUCUUCGGAAUUUUUGAUUUUGAGUGUAUGUGGUUUGAUUUUUUUGUGGCCAUGAUUCCUCAUGUCGAACGCUUAUAAUUUAUUGUGGGAUGAAGUCGCGUCGCUGUUUUUCAACCAUAUUUUGAGAAAAGUAGUUGUCGGAAACUGUUCCAGUUGUGCUUAUUCUAUACGGAUUUUUUUUCAUACGUCGUGUUUCUGGUGCAUUUCUCGUCGAAUCAUUUUGGUUGGAAAAAAUCCAGAAUUAACUUUUGUCAUUGUUUACUGCAGCUUUACCCGGUCCGCUCGACAGCUUACGUUUUUUCGUGUAUGACAAAGUGUUAUCGAAAAAUCUUCUUGAAAUUUCAAAAUUUCCUUUUUUUCCGUUGCAUCGACGAACGAGCGAUUUUUGCGCCUUAUAUUCCGUAAACAUUUUCUUGGAAAAUUUAUCUUCUCAUUUCACGGAUGUACAGUGGAAAGGAAAACUAUGAUGACGCUUCUAUAAGGGAUUUGGAGUGAUUCCCACAAGGCAUCUUUCAAAUGAUAUGAAACGAACUCAAUGCGCUUGAUGUUCCUGCUGGACUCAGAACGUUUUGAAAAGCAGGAUUUUUCUGCUCGUUGAAACCAAAACGCUUUUUUUAAAUCUCAUCAUCGCUGACGCUUGAUGGAUCCCACUGACGUGGGAUUCGGGUAUGAUGUUCAUUGAAUGUGUUGUGUGGCCGAAUAGCACGGACGGUGAUCCGUGAACUAGAACAUAAAUUUGUAUGCGCUGUAAAUAGUUGGAUGUUUUGAAUACUGGUCGGGAACUCGAAAAUAAUCAUGAUUGGACGCUUUUAUUAAUGAGGACGCUUUUGGGGAGAUUCGAAAAAAUGCGCUUUUUCGAAGCUUGAGCGUGUUUCCGACGAUGAAACUGCCGUGUUGCGCCUUUUUUUGUGAGUACAAAUGAUUGUCGUUGGAUGACCGUGUGUAUAUCGAACGUUUUACACCUUUGGACCAUAAGCUUCUACUGUGUUGUUCGGAUUGUCCUACAACUCUGCAUAAUUCUGCUCCUCGAUUUCGUGGCAGUGUUAUGUCCUUCACAGUCUUACUUCGACGGGUUGCUUAUGUUGAUCGAUUUUUUUCUGUGCGUUGAGGUUUGAGAAGUUGUAAAUGUGAAGAAAUGUGUGGCUAUUUUGGAAUAGAAAUAGCUGAAUUCACCGUUUCUCACGUGGAAAUAAAGUACGAUUCUGUUAUUAAGGAAA